Kluyveromyces marxianus DMKU3-1042 is the source of this 3111-nucleotide messenger RNA. RefSeq names its product Vsb1p (gene VSB1). The transcript has a single exon. The record is from RefSeq and is a predicted model, not a curated record. The coding region runs from base 1 to 3111 and encodes 1036 amino acids. NCBI's taxonomy places the organism in Eukaryota, Fungi, Ascomycota, Saccharomycetes, Saccharomycetales, Saccharomycetaceae. Gene Ontology annotation, cellular component: membrane.
AUGUCUGCGACUAGAAACUCAUCUUUUUCGAUAUCUCAGCAAGGCCAAGGCCAGGGCCAGGGCGGUGCCAGAAACAGGAAAUUCUCAUUCCAAAUGGGACCGACAUCUACGUAUUUGGGGCGUUCAUACGUUGGGUCGUUCAUUUCUCCCCCAUUUGAGGGCAGCAACGAGAUGUACGAAUCGAAACUGCCCAUCUCUGGCGACAGCCCCGCUAAUAGCAGAAUGAUCCACGAAACGGGCAAUUUACAUAAACAGACAGCAAUGCUUUCCAAUACUUUUGAUGCCGGAAGCGAUGGUGUCAAUGAACUGUCUGUGCUUUCGCCGGAAGAACAAGAAGAACUCGAUCGUCAGGCAUUGGAUAUCGACAAGACACUUGAUGGGCAAAAUCGCGGCGACAUGCUCCAGGAUUCAAGACCCAUUGUAUCGGGUGAUGUGGAUGAUGAUAUCAAUUUCUCUUCCAGUUAUAUGCAGGAUGAUACAUCGCUGUUGGAAAUGUCUGAUACAGGCGAGAACUUGGCAUUGCUUCCCUCCAAUUCGCACAAUUCCUUCUACCUUGAGUAUGGAACUUAUGAUGAAGAGAGCCAAUCCCAGGGCAUGGGAGGCCACUAUGUGUCGUUGCUUCCGGAUGGACCAAAUACAAAUUCUGUCCAGAUGGGCCGUAGUGCUAGGUCACAUUAUGAUGCUGCAAAAGACCUAACUUACCGUAUUGUCCAAUACACUCCGGCUGUCGGACUCGGUCUUCUUUUGAACAUUUUAGAUGCGUUAUCCUACGGUAUGAUUAUCUUCCCAAUCACAGAACCCUUGUUUUCACAUCUUGGACCAACCGGGUUGUCGAUGUUUUAUGUGUCAACUGUGAUUUGUCAACUGUGCUUUUCUCUAGGUUUAUCCUCAUUCCCAUCUGCCAUCGGGUCUGAAAUGAUUGAGAUCACUCCGUUCUUUCACACAAUGGCCAUUUCUAUUAUGAAUUCUAUACCUGAGGGUAACGAUGCAAAGGUCAUCUCAACUACAAUCGUUUGCUAUGCUCUAAGUUCCGUUGUCACAGGUAUAACAUUCUUUUUACUAGGUAAGCUUAAGUUAGGGAAAAUUGUCGGAUUUUUUCCCCGUCACAUCUUAAUAGGUUGCAUCGGAGGUGUGGGUUAUUUCCUUGUUAUAACUGGCUUGGAAGUGUGUACCAGGGUUCCUGAGUUCAAAUACUCUUGGUCCUUCUUGGUAUCAUUGUUCACUGAUAGUGAUAUCUUGUUCAAAUGGUUGACCCCAGUUAUCUUAACGCUCAUUUUGAUCGCCGUCCAGUCGAGAAUUCACAACUCUUUGGUCUUACCUUCAUUCUACAUUAUCGCAUUACUGCUAUUCCAUUUCAUCGUGGCAUUGAUUCCAAACCUCUCCUUGGAUAAGUUGCGUGACUCAGGAUGGAUUUUCCCCAAAGUUAGUGCAAAAGAAAACUGGUACGACUUUUACAAACUUUAUGACAUUAAUAAUAUCGAAUGGGGACUUAUUCCAAAACAGAUACCAACAAUGCUUGCUUUAACUUUCUUUGGUAUUUUACACGUGCCGAUUAAUGUUCCAGCACUAGCCAUGUCCUUGAAUGUUGACAAAUAUGACCUUGAUAAAGAAUUGAUUGCCCACGGCUACUCAAAUUUAAUAUCUGGGUUAAUGGGCUCCAUCCAAAACUACUUGGUGUACACUAAUUCCGUUCUAUUUAUACGUGCUGGUGCUGAUUCACCUAUAGCUGGUAUCAUGUUGACUAUUGGAACCUUCAUAGUCAUGGUUAUUGGACCAGUGAUCAUAUCAUUCAUUCCUAUUUGUAUUGUUGGAUCAUUGAUCUUCCUGCUUGGAUAUGAAUUAAUCCAAGAGGCAGUUAUAGACACAUGGGGUAAAUUGCAACCUUUUGAAUAUUUGACUAUAUUGAUCAUCGUUGUCACAAUGGGUGUUGUGGAUUUCGUCGUCGGUAUCAUAGUGGGUAUUCUUCUAGCAUGCUUCUCAUUUUUGGUAAACUCCACAAAGCUACAAACAGUCAAUGGAGAAUAUGAUGGUAAGGUCGCCAAAUCCACAGUCUACCGUGACUACAUUCAAUCAAAAUUCUUGAGAAACAUUGGGGAACAGAUUUACGUCUUGAAACUCCAAAAUCUUUUAUUCUUCGGUACCAUAAUAUCAAUCGAGGAAAAAGUUAAUAGUCUCCUUGAGAAAAGUGAUGCCGAUGCAUCUAAGAAGAGAAUUAAGUACCUAAUUCUUGAUUUCAAGAAUAUCAGAGCUAAGAGCAUUGAUUAUAGUGCAGCAGAGGGUUUCAAUAGGAUCAAAAGAUUCCUUGAGAAAGAGAAAAUUUAUUUGAUCAUAAGUUCAAUAGACAAAAACGACCAAAUCUAUAUUGCAUUCGAUAAGAUUGGUUUACUUGAAAAUGUUGAGCUAUUUAAUGAUUUAAAUGGUGCCUUGGAAUGGUGUGAAAACGAAUUCUUAGCUAGAUAUCAAAAGCUCAGAACCAAGACAAGGGCAAAGAAACUGGCUCAGAUGAAGAGAACCCAAAAUAGGCUUAGUAAAUUACCCAUCAAUACUCCAAGAAACCAUCAGUUCGUUUCCGAAGUUAGAAAUAUCUACACAGAAGAAAUGGAAAUUCAAAAACUAAGUGCAAGUGAUAGCAAAGAACGCCCACACUUCCUCUCUAUAUUGUUAAUGUCUAUCAGGAAGUUUAGAACCGACAUUCAAUCUCAGGAUGAGGUCAAAAGAAGAAAAGAAUUGGAUCUUUGGAAACGUUUAGUACCAUAUUUCGAACAAAAAAAACUCCCCCCACAUACUCAAAUACACCACGAGAACAACAUGUUCAUAGUUCUCGAAUCUGGUGCUCUCAACUUAACACACCAUUUGACUCAGGGUGAAUUCUAUGAAACGAUGUCUUCUAAAACAGCCUAUGGUGUCUUAAACAACAAUACUCAAUACGAUCCUCAGGCUGUUACAAUUACCACAGACACUGAAUGUGUUAUUAGCUUCCUAAACUCCGAGACUUUAUCAAAAAUUAAAUCUAUGGACCCCGAGCUAUACACUGAAUUGAUCUUACUAAUAAUGUCCAUUUAUAGAGAAAGAUUCCGUGAACUACUUGGUUAUUCUUUAAUUAGCAUGUGA